Molecule: messenger RNA, 4044 nt
Organism: Hibiscus syriacus
Lineage: Eukaryota; Viridiplantae; Streptophyta; Magnoliopsida; Malvales; Malvaceae
Product: ABC transporter B family member 21-like
Exons: 12
Coding region: 194-4021 (1275 amino acids)
Biological process (GO): transmembrane transport
Cellular component (GO): membrane
Molecular function (GO): ATP binding; ATP hydrolysis activity; ABC-type transporter activity
Source: RefSeq, a predicted model, not a curated record
AAGCAGAAGCUCAUGUAUUUAUAAGUCCUUCCAUUCCCCAACUGCAUACCAUAAAUUCUUAGUUCCAUUUUUAAAGAGAAUGCCUUUGGUUAUAUGAUAUUUUCACUUCAUUGAUCAUCAUUACUCCUUGCAGACGAAAUAUAAGUUCUAUGGCUUUUGAAGUAAUUACGGAUCAAAUCUUAGGUGUCACACGAUGACCAUUGAUAAUAGCUUCAAUGGCGACUUUGACUUGAAUGAGGCAAGCGUGUCAAAAAGCGGCUUAGUUCCGGAGAAAGACCGUGGCAUGAAUGGCGGAAAUCGAAACCUCGAGACACCCAAAGGAAAUGAGAAGACUAACACAGUCCCCUUCUUCAAACUGUUUGCAUUUGCUGAUGCAACAGAUGUUUUGUUAAUGAUCGCUGGCACAAUUGGUGCCAUUGGAAAUGGCAUAAGUAUGCCCCUCAUGACAAUAUUGUUCGGGGAGCUUACAGACUCUUUUGGACAAAACCAAAACAACAAUGAGGUGGUCAAUUCGGUUUCUGAGGUUGCUCUGAACUUUGUCUACCUAGGCGUAGGGGCUGCGGUGGCGGGAUUUCUCCAAGUGACCUGCUGGAUGGUCACAGGAGAGAGACAAGCUGCAAGAAUAAGGGGCUUGUACUUGAAAACCAUACUGAGACAAGAUAUUGCCUUCUUUGAUUUGGAAACAAACACGGGAGAGGUCGUCGGGAGGAUGUCUGGUGACACUGUUCUAAUACAAGAUGCCAUGGGCGAGAAGGUUGGGAAAUUUUUACAGUUGAUAUCCAUGUUCAUUGGAGGAUUCGUUGUGGCAUUUAUCAGAGGAUGGCUUCUUACACUUGUGAUGUUGUCCUCUCUGCCUCUUCUCGUGAUUGCCGGUGCGACAGUGUCCCUCACUGUAGCCAACACAGCAUCCCAAGGACAGAAUGCUUAUGCAAAAGCAGCAGCUGUAGUUGAACAGACAAUCGGUUCAAUCCGAACGGUUGCAUCAUUUGCUGGUGAAAAGCAAGCCAUGAGCAAUUACAACAAGUUUCUUGUUAGCGCCUACAGAUCAGGUGUUUACCAAGGAUCUGUUUCUGGAAUAGGACUUGGAUUGAUCAUGUUGGUCGUUUUCUGCAGUUAUGCGUUGGCUGUAUGGUUUGGUGGGAGGAUGAUUCUGGAAAAUGGUUACACUGGUGGUGAAGUAGUCAGUGUUAUCGUUGCUAUAAUGACUGGUUCCAUGUCCCUGGGGCAGGCAUCUCCCAGCUUGAAUGCAUUUGCUUCUGGUCAAGCAGCAGCAUUUAAGAUGUUUGAGACUAUUGAAAGGAAGCCUGAGAUAGAUGCUUAUGACACAAAUGGAAAAGUAUUGGAGGAUAUUCGAGGGGAUAUCAAUUUGAAUGAUGUUUGUUUCAGUUAUCCAGCAAGACCGGAUGAGCAAAUUUUCAAUGGAUUCUCUCUUUCCAUUCCCAGUGGCACAACAGCUGCUCUGGUUGGACAAAGUGGAAGCGGGAAAUCAACUGUAAUCAGUCUCAUAGAGAGAUUUUAUGAUCCGCAAGGUGGUGAAGUCCUUAUCGAUGGCAUCAACCUCAAGGAAUUUCAGCUUAAAUGGAUCAGGGGAAAGAUUGGCCUUGUCAGCCAGGAACCUGUGUUGUUUUCAUCAAGCAUUAGGGAUAAUAUUGCAUACGGAAAUGAAGGGGCAACAAGUGAAGAGAUAAGAGCUGCAGUUGAACUCGCUAAUGCUGCCAAGUUCAUCGACAAACUGCCUCAGGGACUAGACACCAUGGUGGGUGAGCAUGGAACUCAGCUCUCUGGUGGACAAAAGCAGAGAGUGGCGAUAGCAAGAGCAAUUCUAAAAGAUCCUCGGAUUUUUCUUUUAGACGAAGCUACAAGUGCACUAGAUGCAGAAUCUGAGAGAACAGUGCAAGAGGCACUAGACAGAAUAAUGACUACUCGGACUAUUGUUAUCGUUGCUCAUCGCCUGAGCACGGUGAGGAACGCAGAUAUGAUAGCUGUUAUUCAUCAAGGAAAGAUGGUUGAAAAAGGGUCUCAUUGUGCUUUGCUCAAGGAUCCCAAUGGAGCUUACUCUCAGCUUAUACGUUUACAAGAGGUAAAUAAAGAGUUAGAACAGGAACCGGAUGAUGAAAAUGGAUCGGAAAAUAUUGAGAAAUCAAGUCCUAGAAUGUCGUUGGAGAAAUCUAUCAGUAGGGGUUCAACUACAGGACAAAAUGUCACGGAUAAUGUGUUGGCAGAUGCAGAAGCUCCUCCUACAAUACCACCAGUACAGGCUUCGGAAGUCUCAAUUCAUCGGCUUGCAUCUCUCAACAAGCCGGAGAUUCCUGUGCUUCUACUUGGAACUAUAGCUUCAGUUGUCAAUGGAUUAGUCCUUCCUGCUUAUGCAUUGCUCCUUUCCGAAGCCAUCAAAACCUUUUACAAACCACCUAAUGAACUUAGAAAGGAUUCAAGAUUCUGGGCACUUAUAUUUAUGGCUCUUGGCUUGGCCUCAUUAUUGGCAUAUCCAGCAGAAACAUACCUCUUUUCUGUUGCUGGAUGUAAACUAAUCCAGCGAGUAAGAUCAAUGUGUUUUCAGAAAGUGAUUCACAUGGAGGUCAGUUGGUUUGACGAACCCGAGCACUCAAGCGGUUCACUUGGAGCAAGGCUCUCGGCAGAUGCAGCAACAUUACGUUCUCUUGUUGGAGAUGCACUAAGCAAAAUUGUUCAAAGUAUUGCAUCAGCCAUUGCAGGUUUGGUCAUUGCUUUCAUUGCAAGUUGGCAGUUGGCUUUGAUCGUCCUCGCACUUUUUCCUCUGAUAGGAAUCGACGGGUACAUUCAAAUGAAAUUCAUGAAGGGAUUUAGUGCAGAUGCAAAGACGAUGUACGAGGAAGCAAGCCAAGUUGCUAAUGACGCAAUCGGAGGUAUAAGAACAAUUGCUUCCUUCUGUGCUGAGGAGAAAGUGAUUCGUCUUUACAAAAGGAAAUGCCAAAACCCGAUGAAGACGGGGAUAAGGCAGGGUUUGAUCAGCGGAAUAGGAUUCGGGCUGUCGGCCUUCUUAAUGUAUUCUGUUUAUGCGACGAGUUUCUAUGUCGGAGCUCAACUUGUGGAGCAUGAUCAUGCUACUUUCUCAGAUGUUUUUCAAGUUUUCUUUGCAUUGACGAUAGCAUCUCUUGCAAUCAGUCAAUCAAGCACCUUUGGUUCUGAUUCCAACAAAGCAAAGACAGCCGCAGCUUCCAUAUUCGCUAUUAUCGAUCAGAGAUCGAAGAUAAACCCAGGUGACGAGUCAGGGGUGAUACUAGAAAAUGUGAAAGGCGAAAUCGAGCUUUCUAAUGUGAGCUUUAAGUAUCCAUUAAGGCCAGACAUUCAAAUUUUCCGAGACUUAUGCUUGGCUAUUCCUGCUGGCAAGACGGUUGCUUUAGUCGGAGAAAGCGGCUGCGGGAAGUCGACCGUAAUCUCACUAUUGCAGAGAUUUUAUGAUCUAGAUUCGGGUCACAUUACACUAGAUGGAGUUGAAAUACAAAAGCUGCAAUUAAAAUGGUUGAGGCAACAAAUGGGACUUGUAAGCCAAGAACCUGUUUUGUUCAACGACACCAUACGUGCCAACAUUGCAUACGGAAAGGGAGGGAAUGCGACCGAGGCUGAAAUUUUAGCUGCAUCGGAGCUGGCCAAUGCCCACAACUUCAUUAGUAGCCUACAACAUGGUUAUGAUACCGUAGUAGGGGAGAGAGGGGUUCAAUUGUCAGGUGGACAGAAGCAGCGAGUGGCGAUCGCACGAGCCAUAGUUAAGAGUCCGAAGAUAUUGCUCUUGGAUGAAGCCACAAGUGCAUUGGAUGCUGAAUCAGAGCAAGUGGUUCAGGAAGCACUAGACCGAGUCAUGGUCAGCCGCACGACUGUUGUCGUUGCGCAUCGGUUAUCAACGAUCAAGAAUGCAGAUGUUAUUGCAGUGCUUAGAAAUGGGGUUAUUGUGGAGAAGGGAAAGCAUCAGACCUUGAUAAACAUCAAAGAUGGUUUCUACGCUUCCUUGGUGGCACUUCACAUGACUUCUUCAUCAUCAUGAAGAACUAAAAUAGGCACUUUCUU